Messenger RNA from Erythranthe guttata (spotted monkey flower), 2133 nucleotides. NCBI's taxonomy places the organism in Eukaryota, Viridiplantae, Streptophyta, Magnoliopsida, Lamiales, Phrymaceae. The record is from RefSeq and is a predicted model, not a curated record.
AUGGCAUUAUCUAUUGAGAGGAGCAGCAGUAGCAGGAUUACCUCUCCUCCUACGCCAGGCAGGAUUGUGAUCGCUUACGAUGCAACGAGAAAACACAACAUGCAAGAGUUUAAGGACAUUAUUGCUGAUGUUCUAACAAGAGAAGAUAUGGUUAAGGAAACAGAAACAGUUACCGUCUUUGGAGUGUUAGACAAAGUACUCCACCCCUUGGGUUUCCGGAUUGAAAUAGGCCAUGGGUCUUUUAUUCGAGCGCAUGAACGUGCAUUCAAGGAAGAAGUAUCAAGAAAAGUUGAUGCCAAUGUGGACAUGCUCAAGCAUAAUGCCGAAGAGUGUGAAGGCAGUGGGAUUGAUAUCAAAGUCAAGAUUGUGGUUGGAGCUCCAAUGAAGAACAUUGUCUUACAAGAAAUUAUGGAAUCUAACACAGCAUGGGCUAUACUCGACAGUUUGCUGAUAAUUUACUAUGACAGGAAGCUAAGUAAGGAGUCGAGGUUUUACCUUAAGCACAUACCUUGCAAAGUUGCAAUUAUCCGUGAUAACUUAUCUUUGGAGGUUCUGAGAUCUUUUCGUAUAGAAAAAAUCACCGGCACUGCAAAGCACAAGGUGUUUUACUCGCUAUCGAAGCCCGUUUUAGUGCCAUCUGCUCAAGAUGACGAGAGUGAUAACCAGUCUCUCAUUUCCCUAUCUCUUAGUACUCUGAUAAGCCCGUGUAUAUCCAGUAGCAACUUCAUAUCAUCGUCCGCAUCGCAAGAUGAAUUUUGCUCAAACCCUCGGCAAGAAUUAUCAGGUAUCUGUGCUGAGGUUGAGAAAUUUCGGCAGAUAGAUUCUGACACACCUGUUCUUGUUCUCGCUGAUGUGAUAAAACUGGGUCUGGAUUCGUCGGGUUGUAGCUAUUCCGAUAUACUGAUUGCAACAGAUAAUUUUUCAUCGGAUAAUUUACUUGGAGAAGGUGGAUAUGGAGUCGUAUAUAAAGGUAAGCUAAAGGAUGGGCAGCUCAUAGCUGUAAAGUUACACAAGGAAGCAAAUACACAAGGAGUUGCAGAAUUGCAUUCUGAAGUAUAUCGGCGCAGCUUUGCGCGUCACACGAACAUCGUGACACUUCUUGGUUAUUGCUGCAAGGAAAACCUGAAGAUCUUGAUUUAUGAAUACGUAUGUAACAAGUCAUUGGAAUGGCAUUUAUUUGAUAAUACCGAAAAAGUUCUUGACUGGAACCAGAGAAAUGCCGUUGCGAUUGGUACUGCAAAAGGGUUGCGGUUUCUACACGAAGAGUGUCGGGGAAGUCCUAUCGUUCAUCAGGAUAUCAGGCUUAGCAAUAUUUUGCUCACAGGCGAAUUUGUUCCUUUGCUGGGAGACUAUGGCCUUGCUAAGUGGAAGACAAAUAAAUCUGAUGAACCGAGAAGAAUUCCAGGCAAUCUUGGAUAUCUAGCACCAGAAUGUGCAGAAAACGGCAUUUAUUCCGUGAAAACAGAUGUAUAUGCAUUUGGAAUUGUUCUGUUAGAGCUGAUAUCUGGACGCAAAACGAGAGAAAAUCACCAACAGUCAAUCAGAUUGUGGGCAUUGCCAUUGAUUCAGACACUUUCGUUUGACGAACUAGUUGAUUCUCGUCUUGAGGGAUCAUACAGCACAUACGAGGUAUACAAUAUUGCUAGAGCAGCAUAUCUGUGUGUUCAAAUUAAACCCGAAAUGCGCCCAUCAAUGGGGGAGGUUUUGUGCCUUCUUGAGGGGUCAAAUGGUCAUCUUCGCCACGUAAAGAGCAGUUUAUACCCCAUCAUACUAACUACAGAAGGCCAGUCUUAGUUGAGAGUAGAGUGAAGAACAAGAACGGCGUAUGUGAAAAAGCGGUACGAGAAAGAAGAAGGGCUUACGAAUCUUAACAUCAGCCAAUGCACCGCCCUAACUCCGCCAGCUGUCCAGGCGCUGUGCGACUCGUUUCCAGCUCUGCACACGUGUCCCGGUAGGCAUUCUUUGGUGAUCAGUGGUUGUCUGAAUUUAACAUCGGUGCACUGUGCAUGUGCUGUUCACUCACACCGCAUUAAUCUUGCUCAUUAAUUUACGGCUGAUAGAAGUAAACCCUUCUUUUCGUCUCUAUGUAAAUACUUUUGUUCGAAUGUGAAAUAAAAAAUAAUAAUCUUGUCG